AUGCAUUGUGAUGCUAAUUCUUUAUCAAAAUUUGUCAUUAAAUUUUUGAAUGAUAAGAAAAUUAUGAAAAAAUUGAUAGGUCAAAGUUACGAUGGCGCAGCUGUUAUAUCAGGUGAUUCACAUGGACUGCAAGCAAAAAUUAGAGACGUCAAUCCUUCUGCACUUUAUAUUCAUUGUUUUGCCCACAAGUUAAAUCUUAUAUUAUCAAAAUCUUGCAGCAAAAUUAAAGAAUGUAAGGUUUUUUUUGCAACUUUAUCUGGUUUAGCCAGUUUUUUUAGUACAUCAUCUAAGCGUACAGCAGAAUUUGAUAAAUAUGUUAAAAAAAGAUUACCACGAGUAGCCCCAACAAGAUGGGAAUACAAUGAUCGGCUGGUUCAAACAGUUUUCAAUUAUUUGAAGAAUCUAGUCGUUUUUUUUGAAAGUAUGAUUGAUGAAGAAUCUGAUAUUGUUUGGGAUAAUGAUGUUCUAAUAACAUCUCGUGAAGUUUUUCUAGAAUCCGAUUUAUUAUUUGAUAUACUUCAAACUAAAAUUAACGAUGUAUCAUAUUGUCUUAAAAGUAUUAACGAUUUCAGAAAUUCAGUUAAAUCUAACAUAGAAAACUUUGAUGUUUUUUGGAGAAAUUUAAAUGUAAAGGAAAAUAUUGAAGACAAUUUAGAUAAAAAACACAAUUUAAAUGACACUUAUUCUCAAUUUUUCGACUUACACAAUCUGGAAACCGAAUUAAAGGUAGUGUUUCGUGACGAUGAAUUUAGAAAGAGAAAAAAUGUUUAUGAAAUACUUGAAUUUUUAAUUAAUACCGAUUUGAUGAAAAGUUUUAAAGAGUUUUUUAAACUAUGCAAAUUCAUUUUAACUUUGGCUGCAACAACAGCAAGUGCAGAACGGGGUACAACAAUGAAUUCAAUUUUCACGCAAGAUUUUGUGAAAAGAUUAAAUGAAAUAUCAAGCAAUAAAAGUAGACAGAAAAUGAUGGAUUUCAUCAGAUUUCUAAGUGCUAAAAAUCAGAAUUUACACUCAACUUCUCCUUUAUCUUAUAAAUCGUCAAUUAGCGAUCUACUUUACUUACCAAUGACCUCUAGUAAAAAAUCUUCCUGGGCCUAUUGGGAAGAGCAUAUUUUAUUGCAAAAUUGGGAAAAUUAUUUAAAGGAACAAAAUUUUGAUUUUCAGUCUACUAAAUAUGAAGUUUUACUGCUCAGGUCACCAAAAAAUUAUAAUAUCACAAGUGACAUACUUAGUUAUAAUGAAGAUAUAUCUAAAACUCAUAAUAAUAUGGAGGACAAAAAUAUAUGCAUGAAAUUUGAAGAAUCAGUGAUUGAAUUAAGGAGAAUCUUUUUAAGUUUUGUAAAAUUAUCAAAAUUAUAUGAAAGACUUGGUAAUGGCAUUCCCAGAAGACUUAAUUGUGUUUAUUAUAGAAUGAAACGCAAAGCAUAUGCCAAUUCUUUUAAGUUAACUGGACAGUUUACUUUGGCUGAAAUUAUAAAUUCGUGGAAGGAAUAUCAAAUCUUAAUUAAAAAUGAACCAAAUACUUGUGCAAAUGAUGAUGAAGAUAAAUUUGCUAUUUAUCAAACAUUAAGCGAAACAUUAAAAAGACCUAUAUUUAUUUUAAAAACAAUAAUAAAUUUAAUACAAGAAGAGAUAGCUAAGGUUAACAGUCAAUCCCUAGUUCAUAAUAAUUUAUCCACAAAUAUUAAUUAUGUUCUGGGAAUUCAUGAUCAGAAUAGUUGUAAUAUACAUGUAGAAAAAACUCUUAUAGAAAUAAUAUAUAAAUAUAUAACCACUAUUUUGGAUAUAAAUUUGAUGCUUCUACGAGAUAAUAUGAGCAUAUCAAUUUUCACACAAACACUGCAUCAUAUAAAUAUUGAUUGGCAACCUAUAUAUAAUUGGAUUUUGUCAAAUCAUUUCUCGUUAUUCAAAAAUGAGAAGGAAUUAAUUACAUUUUGGCACACUACCAUCAAAUUCAAAUUCAUUGAUUAUGUUUAUAACUCUGCCUCACACUUCAUACAUGAUCAAAAGGAAUGUGAUAAAGAUUCAAUGAACACUGCGGAAAAAUCUAAAAAGUAUACAAAAUUCCCCAAAGGAGUUCAGCUCAACAAUCUCAUGUCCACACCUAUUAAAGAAAAAGGAUGCAAUACAGGGACCUUAGAUUCAGACCUAAUACUACCAAAUAUUGAUCAAAAGUAUUCUACAAGUAAUGUACAAGAGGGUUAUAGGAAGAAUAAAAAAUUGUUGAAAGUCAAAACCAAAGAAUUAAUAGAGUUUCUUAAUGGCACAAAUGAUUUGGGCACUAUGAAUAAUUGUGAUGCACAUAAUUCAUCUGCAUUAAACCAAGCUAGCACUAUCAAGCACAACACAAUGACAGUUUCCAUGAAAGGCAAACAGAUAAAAGAGGCUAAUGUAAAUACUCAAAUUGGUAAGAGCAGUGAUAUAACUUUUGUGAAAUCCAUCGAUUUUGAAACUAAUUAUCGACCACCAGUUAAGGUUAAGAAAAAAAAUAGCAAAUAUACUGAAGUUAUAAAAGGAGAAAUUACCCUAGAUCCUAGCAUUAUAAUAGAUCCUCUCUCCAAUACUACCAACGAUAAAAUCUUGGGAAACAUGGCCAAUCAAACCAUAAAUAAGUUGAAAACGAAGAAGAGAAACAUUUCUAAAAAUUGUGAUAUUUUCCAUCCUAAAAUCGCUAAUGAAACAAAUGACACAAUAAUACAAAUUUAUCCCAAAAGUAGUUCUAUACCGGAUACAAUGUUGCCUAUAAAUGCAAAAAUGAAUACAAUUUCAGUUCUAAAAACUCAAGAUUCUAAGUUUAUAAAAUCUUCCCACCAGAAUAAAUCAACUAAUUUAAAAGACUCUAAAUUGAGAUGCCAACAUAGACUUAUAACCUUAUUAAAUUGUGUCGUUUCCAUGUACGACCCACAAGAAGGGGAAUACAACAAGAAUAAAAUAGCCUGGGACGUAAUGGAUCAAAUUCUCUUUUCACGGCUAUACCGUUCAAAAAAAAUAUACACCGAUCUUAUUAAAAAGUAUGUUCCUAAUCAUGACCAACUAGAUUUUCGCGCUAUCGUUCUCGCUCUCAAAAAUAUCGUUCUUCCAGAUUUCGAUGAUUCUUUACCCAUCGCGUCGAAUCUUACACGACGGGAUAUUAUAAACUUGAAAAUAUUUCAUCAGAAAUCAAAUAACUAUAUAGUCGAAUCCAUCGAAGGUGACAUUAAUGGAACAACGGUUGAAUCAGUCACGCUUACAAGGAUGCCUAACCGCUUUCUACCACAUAUCCCUACCCACAAUAACAAUAAUACAUCUUCGUUAUAUAAAUCUGAUGUCAUAGAUAGAUCUAAGAAAAUAUUAUACCAAGUCGACUACAAGACAACUUUAAAAGCUCGAAAAGAGCUAGUACUUUAUUUGAAUCGAUUGAUUAAAGAUAAAGAGCCGCAGAGUGAAUAUAUAGAUCGUGAAAAGGAAAGAAAAAAAAUUAACAAAGUUAGAAAGAUAAAAGUUCAUAGAGAUGUUGAUUGGGAUACCUUGACUAAAGAGAUCAAUAAAAAAUUGGGAUCUAACUUCACUAUCACUGAAAUGAUAAGAAAGUAUAGAAAUCUUAGACCAUAUGUACCCGAAUAUAAAGAAAUUGGAUUUGUAAAAACGAUUAUAAAAUUGAAGGAAAGAUACAUUCCUAUCGUGACGAAAAGCAUAAAACUCAAGGAACGUUCUCUCGGUUCCUCAAGAGCCACUGAUAUUGGAAAUGGACCUCCUGAUAUUUUAAAAGACCAAUUCAUCUCUAUCAAUCCUAGAAAAAAGCAGAAGAAAAGUCUUAUAAAUAAAAACAUUUCUAAUUUACCAGACGAUUGUACUAUUCUUGAUUCAAAAAGCAAUGACGAAGAAAUUACACAAAUAAGAAAUAUACACCAGAAAAACAAAAAACUAAAAACUUCAGAUAAUUCUGAAUCUUUGAAAUCAAGGAAGCGCCAGAAUAAAACGGCAUUGACAAACGAAGAUAAACCUUUAUCAAAUAUUAAUAUGUAUGAUACCGAAAAAAAUCCGAUAGAGGAGAUAUAUCCGGAAAAAUUGAAAAAAAUUAAAAAGAAAAAAAAUUGCUUAGCAGAUCUAGAAAUACCUAAGAAGAUAGAAAAAAGAGAAAUUAGCCAAUUACAAAAGUCGUCAAAUUUUUCUUCUAAUGAUAAAUCAGCAUCACCUGUCGACAAAUUCAGACAACACCUGAAGGAAUUGGUCCAAGAAGCAUACGUCAACGAGAUAAAUAUAGCGGCGGCUACAACGAUCCAAUCGAUGGAUUUGAAUGAGCAGGAGAAUAAACAAUUAAGUCAGAUGACUCUGAAAGAGAAAAAGCGGAAAAACAAGAAAUCAAAUAGGCUAGAUGGGGAUCAUACGGACAUUGGAACUAUAAGGCCAUCUAAAAAGAAGAAGCGUAAUCAAAAUGAUGGGAUUAAUAAUAUUAUCAAUUCGGACGAAAAACAUAGAUCCUAUGAAAUUUUUAGGAAAGCAAAUUUAAAAAAUACUCACGAACCAAUGAUUAAAAUGAGCGAUGAUACGAGCCCAGUUCCCGGUAACGAACCCAUCCUUGACAGUUUUGGUAACAAAAAGUCUAAAUAUUUUCCAAAUGAUAAUCACCAAAAAAAAUUAUCUCGUAAAAUUAAAUCAGAAAACGAUAAGAACUCCGCAGCGCUAAGUCUUGUUACUUCAGAAGAUACAGCUAUCGAGAUAGUCGAUGCAUGCCCCGUUAAGAAUAUUGAGACAAGCAAACCUUCUAAAUAUUCGAAAAAGGAUCAUAUGCUUAAAUCUGACGAACCAAUGAUAAAAAAGAUUGAUCGCUCAAGCAGAGUUCCUAGGAAAGAAUCCAUUCUUGAUAUGUCAUUAGUUAAAAAGUCUAAAAAUUUUCCGACUUCUAAAAUAAGUGAUGAUAAUUGCAUGGCUGGCAAAAAGAAUAUAUCAGACAACGAUAAGAAUUCCCAAUCGCUAAGUUUUGUUCCUAUCACCUUUGAAGCCAUCAAGAAAAUUGAUGAUGACGCUAUAAAUCGUAAUAAUGAUCAUAUUAGGCAUUGGAAUAAGAAUCGAAAAUGUGAAAAUACUGAAGAACAUUUUAAAUCUCCAUUAAAUACGAUAGUCGAGGCAAAUGAUGUGAAUAAAAGCAAUAUUAGACCUCUCGUUUUAGAAGAAAGCUCAAAUCAAAAUAUUAGCAGGGUCAAAUAUCGCGUUAAAAAUAUUAACGAGUCUCUCAAACCUUAUGAACAUUCUAAAAAGGAUGGCGUGCUUAAAUUUAUUAAUAGGGUUACUCCAAUAGAUCUUGAUAGCAAUAUUCAACAUUGCUUACCAAGCCAAAACCCUCUACCCAAUCACGACCAACAAGGAAAAAUUAUAAUAGAAAGUGAUGAGAUAAAUCAAAAACAAAAUGCAAAUUAUGUCAAAUCUCUCGAUUUAAAGAAAAAUUUAAAUCGCGAUCGACGCAUAUCAAUAGACUCUCAGGCUAAUUCCAAAAAAUUCGUUAACGAUGUUGUAAUAAAGGCUUCUUUAAUUAUUUCCAAUAAACGCAAUGGCCUAAGUGCUUCCUCGAAGAAACAUGAGGUGCACGAUUACCAUUCUUGCGGGAACAACAAAUUACAUGAAUUAUCCUUCAAUUCUAAAUGUAAUAUAACGAGCGAUCGCCAAAAUAAUAAGGAUUAUAGGGAUUUAUCUUCGAAUUCUUAUUAUAAUCAAUCGAGAUCUGAUCACCGUAAUAAUUUAAAACGUCUAGAAGGACAUAGCGAAAAAUUUAGGAACACCUCCAGUUUUAAUAAGACACUCAAGCCUGACCAGAGCUGCCCCAGAAACAUCGGCCUUAAAACUAAUUAUUCAGAACAACGCGAUGGGUUUUAUUUGGAAUCAAAUUCUAGCUUUAACAGUGAAACGAAUAGAUAUGAAAUUUUACAGCAAUCUUUUAACAUGCCACACCAUUGUUCAUCAAAUGAAAGGUUGCGAAACAAUUUGAAUAUUGCUGCACCUUAUGCUAAUAAUAAUAUUUACGAGGAUUAUAAUAAUCGAAAUAAAUACCAUGCGCCCUUGCCUAGUCGUCGUAAUUUCGUUACUAUGAACCAAUGGCCAAUCGAAUCAGUAAAUCAAUAUAGUGGUAAUGAUGUUCCUUUGCCUUCUAACAUCAAUCAUUAUAGUUAUCCUUAUCCCGAUAAUAAUUUUCCUAAACCUCUAAUAUACAAAGGAUUCCCUUUUAACAGCAAUUUACAACCUGAAAGAUAUGACAAAAGGAAAAUAAUGAAUCCACUCUUAGAAGUCUGCAAUGGGAAUACAAUAUGUUGACCCAGCAAUAUUUAUCGUUAAGCUGGAGUCAAGCAGUCCACUCCGAUCAACUAUAUAUCAUCAUCCCUAAGAAAGAACUAUCAAGCUGGCUUCAGAAAUGAUCUUUAUUCUCAAACAGACG
Molecule: messenger RNA, 6406 nt
Organism: Gordionus sp. m RMFG-2023
Lineage: Eukaryota; Metazoa; Nematomorpha; Gordioida; Chordodea; Parachordodidae
Exons: 15
Coding region: 1-6285 (2094 amino acids)
Source: RefSeq, a predicted model, not a curated record